Messenger RNA from Nematostella vectensis (starlet sea anemone), 2444 nucleotides. Its product is annotated as THUMP domain-containing protein 1. Gene Ontology annotation, biological process: tRNA modification. Bases 50 to 979 code for a protein of 309 amino acids. The record is from RefSeq and is a predicted model, not a curated record. The transcript is spliced from 6 exons. Lineage: Eukaryota; Metazoa; Cnidaria; Anthozoa; Actiniaria; Edwardsiidae. Gene Ontology annotation, molecular function: RNA binding.
UCCUGAAGUGUAUCAUAUAAGAUAUCCCACCGGUAGUGCGAAUUUCAAAAUGGCGGACUCUGGACGACAAAAGCGAAAGAAAGGCUAUUAUGGGGGAGGGGGCAAAAAACAGAAACGAGGUCUUGAAGCGCUGAAAGCUGGGAUGUGUGGUAUUUUGGUGACUUGUAACGAGCGGGAAAACGCAUGUGUUAGCGAGGCAUACAGCAUCCUGAAUGAAUAUGCAGACAAGUUGUAUGGUCCUGUGGGUCAUAGUGGAAAAGAAGAUGCAGAGGAAGGGGAGGAUGUUGAGGAAGCACUGGCUCGAGAAAAACAAGGCAUGAACCAGGACAAGAGAUUUCAGUCAUUUAUGAGUGGAGCGAAAAAUGUAGUUUUUAUAAGAACCAAUCUACCUGAUAAUGCAAAGCCGUUAGACCUGGUACGGUCAAUAUUUGAAGACCUUCAGAAAAAUGGCAAAAUGAAAUCAAGAUUAUGUCUAAGAUUUCUCCCUGUUGAUGCGACCUGCCACGCCAAAGAGGAGGAUAUAAAAAAGACUGCAUUAUCAUUGUUUGAGGAUUAUUUUCUUGUUGAAAAUAUCAAGCCAUGUAAAUUUGCUAUAACAUUUAAAGCAAGAAAUAACAGCAACAUGCAGCGUGAUGAUGUCAUUAAGCUUCUGGCAGGGCUUAUAGGCGAGGCAGGGAAAGGGCACACUGUUGACCUGGGUAACCCUGAUUGGACAAUUUGUGUUGAAGUGAUCAAGAGUGUUUGCUGUUUAUCUGUGGUGAACAACUACAAGGCAUUUAAAAGGUACAAUAUCAGCGAGCUACAAAAGAGUUUAAACCCAAGUCAGUCAGGUAAUUCUGAAAGUGAGACUUUGAAGCAGUUACAAGAACAGAGUAAUGGAGAAAAAGAUCACUCAACCAUGAAUAAUUUGCUGAAUAAUGAAAAGGAUUUUUCAGAAAAAACAAAAUCUGCAGCUGAAAUAUCAAAUCCUGAGAUGUAAAUACAGCGAAAAGGUGACCCUGCCAAAACAUGAAAUUGGUAAUUGAGAAAAUGUUUAAAAAAUAAUUUUUAUGGGUGGAAUGAAAGAAGAACUCUACAGUACUAAAGAUGUCUUUAGUGUAGUGGAUGCAACUUAUUUUGCCAAUGUGUCUCAUUUUGCUAAUGAAACUAGGACCCUAGCUUGUCUAGCUUGUAAAUACCAGUUAAAAUCAAUUUGCCCAAAAGCUGCAACGGAAAUUAACUGUGUCCCAUUACCCCAAGAAACCACAACUCACUAGAAACAGUUUUGAAACUUGUCAACAUGUUUUAAUUACAAAAAAUGUCAAAUGUCAUAUUAUAUCACAUUAAAUAGUAUUGUAUACACUUUAAUUAUUAGGUAUACCUUUCUAACACUUCAACUGAUAUGUCACUUGGUCAUUACUCAUAAUUGUAUAAAAAUGUCUUACACUCUUUAAAUAAUAUAAAAAUAAUUAAAAACAUGUCUUAAUCAAAACAAAAACCACACUCUUUUACUUUGCACUCUAAAAUAUUUCUUUGAAGCUAAACCUGGGAUCAAAUCAAUAUAUAUGGUACGGGGAUAGUACCCCAGGUGACAUAAGGGGAGGAAAGCCCUACACCCACAGCAAGUUCGUCUAAAUAGUGAUUAAACGUUUACUGUGAAACAUUACUAUUUUUUGUAGGGGACAAGUGGUUUUUAUAAAAAAAGACAAAUAUUUGUUUGAUCACUUGUCUCAUGUUGGUAAAUAAAUAGUAUGUUUCAAAAGUUUACUUAAAUCAGUUUGAGAGAACCUCAUCCCUCUCUUAGUCCAAUGGUAACGUAUAUAUUUUUAUAUAAUUCAAUUGAUCCCAGGCUUUGGGUAUCACACAUUUCUUCUAGUGGCAGUUUAGUCAUGGGCAAAGUGUUGUAAAAGAGGUCAAGUAAGAGUCUUUUUUUUUUUUUCAGCUAAAAUUGUUCACAAAAAAGAAUUAUACUGACUUGGGUUCAGUUACUUAAAACUCUUGGCUUCCAAGAAUCAACAUAUACUUUUAGUCUACUGGGAUAAAAAAGACCUGAACUUUGAGGCUCUCUUUCCUGUCAUAAGUUUUUUUUUUAAAUAAUACAUCAACUCAUUUAGAAUCUAAUUAGAACUAGUCAACUCAUAAAAAAUCAUAGAUAACGAUGCUUUUUACAACACAGCUGUCCUAAUUGUUGUAACCAGUGAAACUAAUAUGUAAUCACACAUGCAAAUAACCCACAAUGUUUCACUUUCUAAAUUCUUGCCUGUUAUAUAUCAGAAGGCAGUUUUAAUGGUUUUGCUGUAAGGUUAUUCACGGCAAAACUCAAAUAGGUGUAACUAUCUGUAUACAUUUCCUUGGACUUGUAUAACAAGUGUCAUGUACAGAGCUGGAAGCAUUACUGCUUCGUUAAUAAUUCUGGUUACUAACACACUGUCAGAUUCUUCUCAUUAAUAUUGUUAGAAACCGUG